Molecule: messenger RNA, 1300 nt
Organism: Rhea pennata
Lineage: Eukaryota; Metazoa; Chordata; Aves; Rheiformes; Rheidae
Gene: COPS5
Product: COP9 signalosome subunit 5
Exons: 8
Coding region: 18-1043 (341 amino acids)
Biological process (GO): protein deneddylation
Cellular component (GO): cytoplasm; COP9 signalosome
Molecular function (GO): metallopeptidase activity; deNEDDylase activity; protein binding
Source: RefSeq, a predicted model, not a curated record
GGGGGCGGUGCGGGGUCAUGGCGGCGGCGGCGGGAGGCGGCGGCGCCUCCGGGAGCGGGAUGGCGCAGAAGACGUGGGAGCUGGCCAACAACAUGCAGGAGGCGCAGAGCAUCGACGAGAUCUACAAGUACGACCGCAAGCAGCAGCAGGAGAUCCUGGCGGCCAAGCCCUGGACCAAAGACCACCAUUACUUCAAGUACUGCAAGAUCUCGGCGCUGGCGCUGCUGAAGAUGGUGAUGCAUGCCAGGUCGGGCGGCAACCUGGAGGUGAUGGGGCUCAUGCUGGGCAAGGUGGACGGGGAAACCAUGAUCAUCAUGGACAGCUUCGCCCUGCCCGUGGAGGGCACGGAGACCCGUGUCAACGCCCAGGCGGCCGCCUAUGAGUACAUGGCCGCCUACAUCGAGAACGCAAAGCAGGUUGGCCGUCUAGAAAAUGCCAUUGGCUGGUAUCACAGUCACCCUGGCUAUGGUUGUUGGCUUUCUGGUAUCGAUGUCAGUACUCAGAUGCUUAAUCAGCAAUUUCAAGAACCCUUUGUAGCAGUGGUUAUCGAUCCAACAAGAACAAUAUCAGCUGGAAAAGUAAAUCUUGGAGCAUUUAGGACAUAUCCUAAGGGCUAUAAACCUCCAGAUGAAGGUCCAUCAGAAUACCAGACUAUUCCACUUAAUAAAAUAGAAGACUUUGGUGUACACUGUAAACAGUAUUAUGCUUUAGAAGUCUCUUACUUCAAAUCAUCUUUGGAUCGUAAACUGCUUGAGCUUUUGUGGAACAAAUACUGGGUGAACACUCUGAGUUCUUCUAGUUUACUUACUAAUGCUGACUACACCACUGGCCAAGUGUUUGAUUUGUCUGAAAAAUUAGAACAGUCAGAAGCUCAGCUUGGACGGGGCAGUUUCAUGCUGGGUUUAGAGACUCAUGAUAAGAAAUCGGAAGACAAACUUGCUAAAGCAACAAGAGAUAGCUGCAAGACCACCAUAGAAGCUAUACAUGGAUUGAUGUCUCAGGUUAUUAAGGAUAAACUUUUUAAUCAAAUUAAUAUAGCUUGAAAUGCAUCACCAGCUGAUACACAUCUCCAAAGCAGAAAAAGUCAUGGUUUCUUUCGUUUGGACUUGUUCAAUUUGGGAAAUGAAGCCGGAGUGGAAAAUUAUUCGUUUAAUUUGUAGUACUUUAAUAUUUCCCACCUGUUUGACCAGUUUUAAAGAACAAAAUGAUCUGAAAUGUAUUGUAAUGUUUUGUUCUUUAUCAUAAAACACAACCAAUAUGGAGAGUUGUUCCAGAAGGAAAAUAAAUAUGAUUUACUGUU